Molecule: messenger RNA, 1159 nt
Organism: Drosophila simulans
Lineage: Eukaryota; Metazoa; Arthropoda; Insecta; Diptera; Drosophilidae
Gene: Jhbp16
Product: circadian clock-controlled protein daywake
Exons: 4
Coding region: 276-1058 (260 amino acids)
Source: RefSeq, a predicted model, not a curated record
GGUUUCCUCCGACUUGGUUUGGUUCAGUUGGCUACGGGAGCUCGCCUGAUUCACGUCGCGUAUUCGGCGCAAAUAACUGUAAAGCUACUAUUAUUAUCGAAUAUUUGCGCGCCUUUGCGUACGAGUUCCAGAAUUUCAUAUUUGGCUACGUUAUAUAUUUGGUACAACCAGAAGUAAAUUGCCUGGGUGUGAAACUAAAGCUCGGGAGUUCGGAAAACUUAACUAAUCUAAGUAGCUAGAAGACAAACAGUUGCUGUUAAACCAAAACCGCGAGCAUGUCGCAACAGUGGCUCUCAAACUGUGCUAGGCUUCUGGUUUUCCUGGCGGGGAUUGCGCUCUUUGCCACUCACUUGGCAAACGCUUCCAGCCAGAUCGACGUGGAUGCGGAUCUGAAGCACUUGCUGGGUCGUUGCCACUGGGCGGACGAGGAUUUCAACGAGUGCAUGCGGCAGGUGUUCAACGACCUGAGGGCCUACUUCACAACAGGUGUGCCCGACUACAACAUCAAGCCCUUUGACCCGCACCACUGUAGCUACGUUGAGCUGCGACGAGGUGAAUCACAGGGUCUGGGCAGCUUUCGUCUGAUAUUGCGCAAUGUAUCCGAGUACGGAUGGGCGCGAUCCGAGGUAACCAAGUUCCAUGCCGAUCCAGAGGACCAACGCAUCGUCUACACUCAGUAUUUCCCCGAAAAAAGUCUGGAGGGCGAGUACGAGUUCGCCGCCAAAAUGCUGGGCACUGAGAUGAACAGAAAAGGUCACUGGAACCUCACCCUCUACGAUUACAGUCAAACCACCAGCGUUCGGCGCAUCGGCGGUCCGGGUUCGCUCAUCAAGGUCCAUGUGGAGGUGGACCGCAUCGGCGGAAUGGAGCUGCACAUUGAGAACUUGCUGCAGGGACAGCCCCUCAACCAACUGGCCGAUGGAGUCAUCAACAGCAUGUGGCAGCUGGGAUUGCCGUUCAUCAAGCCGAUGAUUAACGAGCUGGUUAGCACGGCAUUUACGGAUAUAUUCAACGAGUCCUUUCGGCACUUUCCGCUCGAGAAGUUCCUUGCCACGUGACCUCAUCUAGUUAACCAUACGUCUGUAUCUCUUUUGUAGUAUUUUUAAUGGAACUUAUAACAAAGGCUAGUUAAUUAAACACUUAGACCACAUCCGCCAAA